Messenger RNA from Acanthopagrus latus (yellowfin seabream), 2030 nucleotides. RefSeq lists its product as uncharacterized. Bases 137 to 1738 code for a protein of 533 amino acids. NCBI's taxonomy places the organism in Eukaryota, Metazoa, Chordata, Actinopteri, Spariformes, Sparidae. The record is from RefSeq and is a predicted model, not a curated record. The transcript is spliced from 3 exons.
AAUGAGGAGCAGCUGAGCUGAUCUGCCUCUCACAGCGGGGAGUUCAUAUCCAGUGGUCUGGAUCUGUGCUGCCUGUUCCAACAGGGUGGCCGCAGCUUGAUCUGCUGCUGGGUAUGGUGCUACUGAAGGCUUUACAAUGAGCCCUGCAGAAUAUUUCAGGCUGUUGGUCCUUUGUCUCUGCCUGCUGGACAGUGGUGUAAACUGUGAGGAUACACAGAAAGUAGGUUAUGCUCUACAUGUCCAGGCAGUACAGACACCAAAGGGAGGCCAUAGUGAUGAAAGAGACCACAAAAGAUGGAGUGAGCUAUCUGUUUCAAGAAUCCCCACUGCUGGUUUCAAGACAUCAAGUGUGGCCAAAGAGCAAAGUUUCAGCCAGCACGCACAAGAGGAUCACACCGGCGACUCCACGCCAUCACAAAUUCAAAGCUGGUAUCCUUACCCUGCGCGUAGAAAUGUUCGAAAAAGCCGAGUCAGCUUUUUAAAAAAAGGCUUCAGCUCUGCCACAGUUGGACGAAGCGCUGCGGUGCAUGACCGCUCUGGAACCGAAGCCUUCCCUCUUCCUGAAGGCAAGAUGAUUCAUCAAGUAAACUCUGAGUCUGUAUUCUCCACAGACGCAGUUUUGGUUCAACCCCAUGUCCAUCGACUGUCGAGAACCAAGCUGGCGGGAGGGUUUUCACCUCAGGUAGAGGAAGCACCAGUGGGCUUAGGACCGAGCAGAAGGGCCCUCAUCUAUUCACACAGCAGCACAGAAAGUCCAAAUAUCAAAGCCCUCAAGCCUCACAAGACGCACAUGAACCCAUCCAGACCUAACAUAUUUCCCAUGCACCCACAUGGCUUGCAUCUCCCCACUAGGCCCGAUGUGAGUGGAAAUCCUGGCAGAAGUUCAGUAGGAAAAGAGAAGACUCCAGCAUGGAGUCCCAGGAGCCACAGCAGGGAUGUGACGUCUGAAGCAAGAGGAUACGCCCACGUUCGCCACAUCAAGCCUGGUAAUGACAAAACGCAGCCCCAAGCUAGUUCUGCUGCAGGCAGAAAGUUCUUGGAAACUGGUUAUCCAUCUGCAAUCCAAAAUCAGGGAAGAUACAGCCAUGAUUCGAGUGAAAGACGGCAAAAUCUUAAUUACAAUUCCAGAGGAACUCAGUCCAGCAGCUGGCAUCCUCCACCACCGGACAGAGCACCAAACCAUGUCCAAGGCAAAUUCAAACCUUUCCAAAGACUUCCCACAAUGGAUCCCCCUCCUCACCACCACUCAUCAGACGGAGAAACGGAGCCCGCUCAGACAGCUGCAGGGACAACGCUGUCCCCUUCUUUGAACUGCACAGGAAACACUUCAUCAGUUGUCCCUUCAGCUGAUGGAGAGUUAAGCACAACGUCUGCUUCAACCAUGCAGACGGAGAGCCAAGAUGGAGAGUCAAACACCACGUCUGUUUCACCCAUGCAGACGGAGAGCCAAGAUGGAGAGUCAAACACCACGUCUGUUUCACCCAUGCAGACGGAGAGCCAAGAUGGAGAGUCAAACACGACGUCUGUUUCACCCAUGCAGACGGAGAGCCAGGAUGCCACGCUUGCACCUCAAGCCUCAAACCAUGAUGGCCAGUCUGAGAGUUCAGCAGAAGUUGGACCUUCUGUGGAAAAUGAUGAACCAUUGACAGUUUUUCCUCUGACUGUACCCCCAGCAGAGGACGAAAAAGGUGACACGGUUGUCUCAAGUCCUUCAGAAAAAGAUCAGUCUGAAGUUUGACUGAUGACGUUUUGGCAAACACCAGCAAGAGGUACGCCUUUGUGGUGGAACCGAUGCAUUUUUAUCAACCUCUGUGUUUGGAGCUGUCUGUUUUUGCAGAAAUGCAAAAUGCAAUUUCAGUGGUGAAAUAACUUGUUGUUAAAGAUGUGAUCUGUUUUUCCCUUAAACCUGCUCUGAGCUCUGCUGCUUGUCCAAAGUGUCUGACUUUUGAAAAGAACAUCAUUAAAGGUUUUUGCUCUGUUGUCUUUACAAACUGGCUUUUUGCUGUAGUAAAUAAAACAUCACAACUUAU